UAUAAAUAAUUACUAGGAUAUAUAAUAUUUGCACAUACAUUUUCUACAAAUGAUCUUGUCAGCAUAACAUUUAAAUUACUUUUUAAUGAACAAAUCAAGUUUUGUAUUAGUUAUGCCUAAUAAUUCACAGUCAGUGGAGUUUGGAAUGGAAACAAAGUAUCAAAGUUGGCAUGACAUCACUUGUGUGUCGUUGCAGGUGCUGCAGGCGCAGCUGGAGUCGCUGCUGCAGGGGCAGGAGGGCAUUCGCAGCAGCUGCAGCUUCACAGAGCAGGCUCUUAAUCACGGCUCGGAAGCUGAAGUCCUAUUGGUCAGGAAGCAGAUGAGCACGCGUCUUGAUGAGCUGGCCAAUCAGGAGCUCCCACUCUGGCCGGAGGAGAACAGCCAGCUGGACUUCUUGGUGGAAACCGAUGGUCUUCGGAAAUGCAUCCACAACCUCGGCGCUUUAAUAACCACCAGCGCUGUGGCUGCAGAAACCGUUGCCACCGGGGAAGGCCUGAGGCAUUGCAUCGUGGGGCAACCUACUUCUGUGACCAUAACAACCAAAGACAGAGACGGGGGACUGUGCCGGACUGGAAAUGCUCUGCUCGUAGCUGAUCUUUCUGCCUCUGAUGGCACCGUAGUGGGAGAAGGUGAAGUCACGGAUCAUAAAAACGGCACUUAUGAGUGUGUGUACAGGGUCCCGUGUGAGGGCCGCUUCACGCUCUCCAUAAAGCUCUACGAGCAGCAUAUCAGAGGCAGCCCCUUCAGCAUACGUGCCUGCAAACUCACAGACAUCUCCCUGACUGCAGACUUCAGCAAGAACCGGCUCAAAUCUCCAGGAAGCUGUCAUGCGGAACAGUGCGCCGUCAAGCGGCCCGCCAGCACGUACAGCACGGGCAAACGGAAAGAAAACCCCGUUGAAGACGACCUCAUGUUUCGAAUCGGAACUAAAGGCAGAAAUAAGGGUGAGUUCACCAACCUGCAGGGAGUUGCUGCUUCUUCCGUUGGCAAGGUGCUAAUAGCAGACAGCAACAAUCAGUGUGUUCAGAUAUUUUCAAAUGAUGGACAGUUCAAGAGUCGUUUUGGAGCGAGGGGCCGAUCUCCAGGACAGCUUCAGCGGCCGACCGGUGUGGCUCUGCACCCCAGCGGUGACAUCAUCAUCGCUGACUAUGACAACAGAUGGGUCAGCAUUUUCUCCAGCGAUGGCAAGUUUAAGACUAAAAUUGGCUCAGGGAAGCUCAUGGGUCCUAAGGGUGUAUCGGUGGACAGAAAUGGCCACAUCAUUGUGGUGGACAAUAAAUCUUGCUGCGUCUUCAUUUUCCAGCUCAAUGGAAAGCUUGUAUCCAAGUUUGGCAGCCGAGGAAACAGUGACAAAAAGUUUGCAGGUCCACACUUUGCUGCAGUGAAUCAAAAUAAUGAAAUCAUUGUGACCGAUUUUCAUAAUCAUUCUGUAAAGGUGUUCAGUCCAGAGGGCGAGUUCCUACUAAAGUUUGGGUCAAAUGGCGAAGGAAAUGGGCAGUUUAAUGCACCGACAGGUGUGGCAGUGGAUGCCAACGGCAAUAUUAUAGUAGCUGACUGGGGGAACAGCCGGAUACAGGUGUUUGACAGCAGUGGAUCCUUCCUGUCCUACAUCAACACCUCCGCAGAUCCUCUGUACGGCCCGCAAGGACUGGCUCUGACCUCAGACGGACUAGGUUGUGUCCCCGUGGGCUCAUUCGUGACACCCUCACCUCGGACAGAAGAACAGACUCUGUAUCCUGAUCACGGUUCUGCAGUUUAA
This is a messenger RNA of Cyprinus carpio (common carp), 1759 nucleotides long. Its product is annotated as tripartite motif-containing protein 2-like. Lineage: Eukaryota; Metazoa; Chordata; Actinopteri; Cypriniformes; Cyprinidae. The record is from RefSeq and is a predicted model, not a curated record. The coding region runs from base 86 to 1759 and encodes 557 amino acids. Gene Ontology annotation, molecular function: ubiquitin protein ligase activity; translation repressor activity; protein binding. Gene Ontology annotation, biological process: negative regulation of translation; proteasome-mediated ubiquitin-dependent protein catabolic process; protein polyubiquitination. The transcript has 8 exons.